AUGAUAGGAAGCUUAAUUUAUGCCAUGACCUGUACAAGGCCUGAUUUAAGUUGGAUUGUAAGCAAACUGUCUCAAACUCUGUCAAACCCCAGAACGGGAGAUUUAAUUGCUGCCAAACAUGUCCUAAGGUAUCUAAAGGGUACCGUGGAUUAUGGACUCUGCUUUAAGAAAUCUGAUGCUGACUUGCAGCUCACUGCUUAUAGUGAUUCAGAUUGGGCCUCUUGCCUGGAAGACAGGCGAAGUACUACAGGUUACUGUUGUACUCUAACUGAAGGAGGACCACUGAUUUCAUGGAAGUCGAGAAAGCAACCAACGCUUGCCAUUUCCACUUGCGAAGCUGAAUAUGUAGCUUUAGCAAAUACAGCUCAAGAGUGUUUGUAUCUAACUCAAUUGUUAAACGGUAUGUAUAAGAAAGUACAUAAGAGUAUGAAGGUAAGUGUUGAUAACCAAGGGGCAAUUGCACUAAGUAAGAACCCAGUUAACAGACAACGUUCUAAGCAUAUUGACAUAAAGUACCACUUUGGACGUGAAAUGUAUGUUAAAGGCAUGAUAGAUAUUGUAUAUUGUCCUACCCAAGAUAUGGUAGCUGAUAUCCUAACAAAGCCACCCACAAAAUGUAAACUAGAUAAUUUUAAAAGUAUCGUGUUCGGUUGUUGUAAUUAG
Paramuricea clavata is the source of this 663-nucleotide messenger RNA. Lineage: Eukaryota; Metazoa; Cnidaria; Anthozoa; Malacalcyonacea; Plexauridae. The record is from the annotation of a GenBank genome assembly.